This is a messenger RNA of Anoplophora glabripennis (Asian longhorned beetle), 11249 nucleotides long. RefSeq names its product midasin. The transcript has 25 exons. The record is from RefSeq and is a predicted model, not a curated record. NCBI's taxonomy places the organism in Eukaryota, Metazoa, Arthropoda, Insecta, Coleoptera, Cerambycidae. Gene Ontology annotation, biological process: ribosomal large subunit assembly; rRNA processing. Gene Ontology annotation, cellular component: preribosome, large subunit precursor. Bases 1 to 11148 code for a protein of 3715 amino acids. Gene Ontology annotation, molecular function: ATP binding; ATP hydrolysis activity.
AUGCAAACUGAAAACAGAGAAGCACUUAAGAAAGAUAUGGAAGAGUUUUUAGUGAAAGAAAUUGAGGUUGAAACACAGAUAGAAAACGUUCAAAAAUUGGGACAGGAAACAUAUUUAAUAGAAUUCGAAAAAUUUAAGGACAAAGAUAAAGUAAUGAAAAGUAAAUAUAAACUGAGGAAUAAAUGCAAGAGAAUUUACAUCAAUGAAGAUAUGACCAAGAAAGAGCAGGAAAAAGAGAAGCAAAUAAGAAAGAGGGCAAUAGAAGAGAAGAAAAAAGGAAAGAACGUUAAAAUUGGGUAUAGUAAGAUUAUAAUUGAUGGAGAGGAGUUGAGAUGGAAUAAGGCGAGAGAAACACUAGAGCAAGGAAAAGGAAAGAACUCUGAAAAGGGACAAACAAAAGAAAUAUGGAAAAUAGGAACGUGGAAUAUAAGGAGCAUUAAUGGAAAGGAAAAUGAACUGAUGCAAGAGUUUCAAAAUGCAGGACUGGAUAUUUUAGCAGUGUCAGAAACAAAGAAAAAGAAUAAAGGGGUGAUGGAAUUAGAAAAUGGUCACUUGUUAAUAUAUAGUGGAGUAGAAAAUAAUAAAAGGGCAGCAGCAGGUGUCGGAUGCAUAAUUCAUCAAAAAUUAAUACAAAGUGUGAGUAAAUGGGAAGCACAUACGGAGAGAAUUUUAUCAGUGGAGAUAAAGAAAAGAGAUGGAAAACAAAUGACUGUGAUAUGUGUAUAUGGGCCAGAUGAAGAUGAAAAAGCAGAAAUAAAAGACACAUUCUGGGAGGAAUUAACAUUAGUCACUGAAGAAAGUAAAGGAAUAGUAUAUGUAUUAGGAGAUUUUAACAGUAGAGUGGGUAAGAAAGAUGGAAGAUAUAACACAGUAAUAGGUCAAUAUGGUGAAAAUAAAAGAAAUAAUAAUGGAAAGAGAAUGCUGGAGUAUUGCCUAUUAAAUAACUUGAUUAUAACAAACACUUUUUAUGAACACAAAGAGAUACAUAAAUACACGCGAGUAGAAGCCAACAGAGGAGAAAAAUCAUUAAUCGAUUAUGUGUUAACUGAGAAGAAUAAUAGAAAGCAGAUUAUGGAUACGAGAGUUAAAAGAGGAUCAGAAAUAAAUAGUGAUCAUUACUUGGUAGUAACUAAUAUUAAGAAUGAUAAGAACCCAAAAUACGAAAUAAACGAGAAAACCGAUAAGAUGAGACAACAUGAAACAAUAAAAUCAUACAUGCUAACAAACCCAAAAGUGAGAGAAAAAUAUGAACAGCUGAUAAACGCAGAAACAGAAAAAAUAUUGGCAGACAAUGAAAAUAUUAGCGCGAAUCAACUAUGGAAUAUGUUUAAAGAAAUAAUAUUGGAAUGUGCCAAGAAGACAUGUGGAACAAGUAAAAUAUUAAACAACAGGAAACAAACAGUGUGGUGGAAUGAAGAAAUAAAACAACAAGUUCAAAGUAAAAAGAGAAAAUGGAAAGUUUACUUAACAAAGAAAACUGAAGAAAGCCUGGAAGAAUAUAAAAGGCAAAGAAAUAUUGUUAAAAGCACUAUAGCUGCAGCUAAAGAGAAAACCGAUUAUAGCCGCCAUUUGGAUGAAAUAGCCAAAGAAACGCAACGGCUGGUGCUCGAGACCCUUCAGGAAUUGCUUAUAAACGGGAAAGCAGAUGGCGGCGUGGAAUUACUUAUGCAAUGGGAAUCGUAUCUUGGAAUGGAUGGUGCACUGAAACAAACAAUGGAAGAAGACUCAAAACUGUUUUUGAGAAAGAUAGCUAAAUUAAAUGAAAUAUGGGACAAAUUAAAACCUCUCAUAAACAGCGGUAAUCUAAAUGUUUUAAAAGAUUUGUAUAUAAAAUCCCAAAAGGUCUCAAGUUCAGUAAAGGAGGAUGGUUCUUUGAAUGCUGGUGGCAAAUUCGAGUGGGUGGACUCUGUUCUGAUAAAGUGUCUUCAAGAUGGAUCAUGGCUUCUAAUAGACAAUGUAAAUCUGUGCAGUUCCGCUGUACUAGAUCGCCUUAAUGCUCUUUUGGAACCACGGGGUGUUCUGACAAUAUCUGAGAGAGGGGUCGACCAAAAUGGUCAAAUGAUUGAGGUCAGACCUCACAAGGAUUUCAGGCUCUUUUUAACUAUGGAUCCUAAAAAUGGAGAAAUAUCAAGAGCAAUGCGGAACAGGGGGGUAGAAAUAUACAUGCUUAAUGAAAAAGAGUCUCAGGACUUAAAUGUGCUUGACAUAAAGAGUUUAAUAAAUCUUGAGAGUCUAAAAGAGACAAGUCAUAUAAACUCAUUGUUAAAAAUCCACGAUUUCGUUAGCGACCUGACCCUAGGAGAGAAACCUAAUAUUAACGAAAUUCUUCAUGCUUCCUCUCUAAUUGCUCAACAAAUAAAUCAUGGAGUGAAAACACUGGUGGCAUUUUCCUCUGCCAUAGUUGAUGUUUACUACAAAACAAGGAGCACCGUCGAAUUUAAUUGUAACGACACUGUGAAUGUCUUGAAAAAUGAGAUAGAAAGAAUUCUUAACGAGUGUUCAGGUGUACAAGACGAAAAGGACAUUGACGUUUACAAUGAAAAUGUAACUUUAAUGACACAAAAUAUUUCAACUUGUUCAUCCAUAGAGAAAAUUAAGCAACACUUUUCAGUUUUACAUAAAUAUUUAACUUCACCAAAUACAUUUGAAGUUGAUAAUAUUCUUAUUAAUUUAUUAAUAAACUAUUUUUCUAUAAGCUCACUGGAAGAUUUAGAAAUAAGGCAUAUCUAUUCACGAUAUAAUUUAAAUUCUACGUCUCUUAAAUCCCAUUUAAAUAAAAAUUCUGCUUUAAUAAAACUUAAUGAAAAAUUAAAUGAAGUUAUUUUGAAAAUGAAAACUACCGACUACCCAACUUUACCACAAGAUUAUAGAUGGAUUCCUGAAACGCUUUACGAAAUAAAAAAUUUGCUACAAAGUAACAAGCUAAAUUUAGCACUACACUUAGCUUCAAACAAUUUCAAAGAAGACACUGAAUUUAAUUUAAUUAAAGAAAAAAGUAAAUCGCAAAAGGAGGUUACUUUACUUGAUUACAUGCAUGAAAAACGAAAAAGAAAGAUACAAGACAAAUUUAAUAAUGUGAUUAUAAAUGAAUAUCUCCACUUAAUUAAAGAAUUUGACGAUUAUUUGCACAACAUUCCAGGACAAGUAAGCAGUUUAGAUGAAGCGACUGUUAUUAAAGUAUUGCAACUAAUUUUUUGGAGACAUGCCUUUCAAAAAUGCACACUGGCAAACAUUAAAAAUAUGAAUUCAACAGAUCAAUACAAUAUGUUAGUUAAUUUAAGUGUACAUUACAAAUGGUUUUUCAAAUAUGCUAUACAACAUGUGUCAUUCCUCACAAAGGUUGAUGUACCCAACAGUUUGACAAAAAUUACAACUAAGAUCAACACUACACUGGAAAAACAGUUUUCUUGUAUGCAGAAAAUUGGGAAAAAUUAUCAAAAAGUAAGCAGUACACCACCACCUUUUAUCAACACUCAUCAGUUGAAAGUAAUUCCUGUUUACAAUGGAAUAAGCAGUUUUUAUAAUUUAUGUGAAAGACCAACCGAUAUCACAAAAAUUGUUACUUUCUUAAAACAAGAAAAAGAAUUAAGACCACUGUUAAUUGAACUUAAAUCUGAAUUGGAUUAUCACUUCACUGAUGCAUCUAAAAGUAUUGACCGCUUGAAAUUGCUUCAUGAAACAUAUACAUCUGAGGAACCUCGCAAAAGUGUAUCUAAAUUCGAAAUACAACUUCUGCCAGUAAUUGACUAUAUUUCAAAUUUAUCAAUAAGAGAUAUUUUGAAAACUUUACCUAAAGUAGAUCUUUCAGACUUUGUAAGCAACAGUAUCACCAUUCCAACUGACCUUGUUGGUACUUUAAUGUGGUAUAACAAAACUGAAGAUCUAAGGUUGUUACAUGAAAUUACAAAGUUAUAUUAUUUGUAUCUUCUGAAUUCACCAGCAGUUAGACCAAAUAAAUAUUUAAUAAAUAUCGAAGAAGAUCGUGAAGGAUUAAUUAUUAGCAAUUUUAAUCCAAAACUGACAUACUACUUAAGUAUUCUACUGGAUAGUAACAAAAAUUAUAAUAAUUUUGAGUUUAUAACUCUUGGCAACUUCAGAGAACGAUUACAGCAACACAACCACCUUAGCUUGAUCCUGUGGAGAAAUAUAUAUCAUUUAUCUGAGAAGAAAUAUGAUUAUCUGUGCACCGAAAAGGAAUAUAUUUUGCGAAUAAUUAAAAUAUUCAUAAUACAGUUAACUGAAUCAUUAAACAUAGAAGACACAAAUGGUAAAACAUUACCAGAGAUUAUUAAUGAAUGUACGCAGACUUUAGACCACUACAAAAAUAUUGGUUCUUUAACAGAUGUCAGUAAUGAAAUGUCUAAAAUUAAAAAACACCUACAGAACUGCUCCGUAAAAAUUGGGCAAUUAAAAAAUUGUACCGAAUUAAAUAAUACUUUAUUGAUAAUUUCUGACUUGUAUAUGGAAUUGAGUUUUAUCAAAGCUGUGUUUAAUUCAAAACUAUCGUUAAUUGAUCCAUUGGCAAAAAAGACGCUAAAGAAGGAAUACUGUUUAAAAUCGAUCGACUUUUUCAGAGACUUGAAAAAAUGCUAUGAAUUGCAAAACUCUAUUUACAGUAACUCAUAUCAAACGAUACAUUCAUACCAUGAACCGGUACAACAAAUUAUUGAAGAAUUGGAAAUGAAAAAUGAUGAUCUUUGCCAAUACGUUGCCGUAAGGUCAACAGUGGUGUUGUAUGAGAGUAUUUUAAAGGUCAUUAAUCAUGCAUUUAACACCAUUCUAUCUGAAGACAAUGUCAACAGAACUAGUUCAGCUCUAACUUAUCAAAUAUUGGAUAUAAUAAGUGCUCUUUCGUCAAAGGAAGAAAUUGAUUACAGAUAUUUCAUUAAUAAACUAAAUACGCACAAGUCUCUUAUUCCAAGCUAUGAAUCGUUAAUUCACGAGUGGACCAACUUCCGUAAUACUUUUCCAGAUAUUAUAGAACCUCUCUUGAGUAACGUGGUUGAAUUUUUAUACGGCUUCAGAAUGAAAGUAUCGCUGUUAAGCAAACUUAUAACGGAAUAUGAAAAUAUGAAAUUUGGCGUAAAUGUCCAGCAAGAAUUGUUAAAUUUUGUGAAGUUGCCAGUGUUAGAUGAAAAUCAAAGUACUUACAGUGAACACAUAGAAACACUUACAAGCCAGAGAAUUAAUAAUUUUGUCAAACACGUUCUGGAAGAUGAAAAUAUGCCUCAUAUUAAAGAACAGGAAAGCUUUAGGCUGCUAAAAUGUGGUAUUCAAGAGAGUUUUAACCUCUGUACAAUAGAUGCAAAAGCUGGGGACAGUUUGAAUAAAAAUUUGUUUAUGAAAUUUGUUGCACUUCUAAAUGUAUUGGUAAGUUCAUGGAAUAAACAGCAAGAACAAAAGGAAAAACAGGAGAAAGAAGGGGAAAGUCUAUAUAAAACGAGGACCAAGUGUGACGAUAAACCGGAAGAACAGCAGAUAGAAGAAGAAUUAAAGGAACUUUUCCCAAAUUACCAUGACAUAGAUUUUUCAGAUUUUCAGAGUAGUGCUGAGUUAAAAGAUGAUCUACAAGAAGAACGUCUAGUGGAGGAAUAUAAAGGAGAAAUCUCCUAUCAAGACUUGAAGUUUGUAGUAGAAUUGCAUAUGAGGCUUGUCCAAAACUUCACUAAAACUGAGUGGCUGAACCCAACUGUAGCCAAAAAUAUGUGCCAUAAUUUCAUCGAUCCUUUAUUAGAAAAAUAUAAAGUAUUUACCCAAAUAUUAAAUAAAUCAAUUAAUUGUUUAGAUUACAGUUUAGACAUAAAAUUGAUCACCAGUUUCAAUGUUUUGUUGAGCGUCAUACAAAGAUAUGGACAAUCCAGUGAUAUAUCUGAUCAAACCCUCUCUCCUACUAAAACAUUACACAAAAAAAGAGAUUUCUAUAGAGACCCUAAUGUAGAGGAAGUGAAGUCCUGCUACCACAUCUUGGAGGAACUAAGAUUAAGGAUAAACGAACUUCUAGACGAGUGGCCUGACCAACCGACAUUAAAAACUAUUAUUUUAGUCAUUGACAGAAUAUACGAAUUUGAUAUAACUAGUCCAAUAUCAAGAUUUUUAACUGGUUUUGAGAUUCUUCUUAGCAAAUGCCACGAAUGGGAAGAGGUUGCUCACUCAGGUGUUAGUUUGAGCCAAUAUUACCAAAAUAUCACCCAGCAAAUUAUUACUUGGAGAAAAUUGGAGUUGACUAUGUGGAAAGAUCUAUUAAAUCAAACAUACGAAAGAUUAAAUGAACCAAUAACUAAAUGGUGGUUGUACAUUUAUAAUAUAAUGGAACAAUUUGUUGUAGAGAAGAGAUAUUCAGAAAUAGAAUUAAUCGAAACUUUACAAACAUUUUUAACAAAGUCCAACCUGGCUGAGUUUGAAGGAAGGUUGAAUUUGCUGUACAUUUUCCAUUGCCAUGCUACAUAUUUAGAAAGAUCUAAAGAAACAGAGUUGUUCAUAAAUAUUCUGUGGAAUAUUUACAGUUAUUUCCAACAAUUUAGCUUAACGAUUUCAAAGAAAAUUAAAGAUCUAAGAACGCCUAUUGAAAAGAAACUAAAAGAUUACGUUAAAAUCAUCAGAUGGAAGGAUAUAAACUAUUGGGCAAUUAAGCAGACAGUAGAUAAAUCACAUAAAACUCUACACAAUUACAUGAGGGAAUUUCAGGAGGCGUUACAACAACCAAUAACUCCAUAUCUCGUUAAUACAGACAACGAUAAUGUAACAGAAAAUGUGGGAAUAUGGGACAGGCCUCAAAGACAAAGUCCAAAAACUUACCAUUACACGUUGGACCCUGAAGCUUAUCUGGCAAAGCAAUCAUUAACUAAGAAAAUUCAUACAGUAGAAUCCAAACCCGACGAAGGUAUAUUGGCCAGAGUAGAAUCUUAUUUCCUGAAGUCAAGAAAGUUGUGCAAAGAAAUAAUAGGGGCCACCAGCUACCCAAAUUUGGUGCAAACAUUAGAUGGAUUUAUAACUGAUAUUAUUGAAACUAGCACCCAUUUACAAAGUUUAGAGGUGGAUACAACUUUGCCAAAAGAAAAACAAAAAUCUCAGGCUAAAAAUAUACUACAACAGAAACACAGAGCUCUAGCAGAUUUAUUUAAAAGUCUAACUAAAAUUGGAUUGUCAUUUAGAACCGGUGUUGUUGAAUCGAAAAUUAAAGCUGUUUCUGAUGACUUCACUUUAAAACCUAUAAAUUUAAGUGCAGCUUUCGAACAUAUAAAUUAUGGUCGUCAAGAAGAAAAAAUCCUUACUAUAUGGGACUCAUGUGAAAUCUACUACACAAAGUCUUUAAUGAGAACAGAUGUACUGGACACCGCAUUGAAGAAUCCAGCUCAGGACCUCGGCUUACAGAACAUCGAAAGAUGUAAAGGUUUUUCUGCACAUUUAACGGCUUAUGCAAGAAAACAGAAAUAUGAGUUAAUAAAUUCAAGCAGGAUAUAUUACUAUUUACGCUUCUAUGCAAAACAGUUGAAUGAAGCGUGUGAAGGAAAAAAUUUCCUACACGUUGAAACUGUAGAAAACACUAUAGAUUUGUUAAAAAAUGUAACAAUUGUAAUGAAUCAAUGCAAGAUAAUUUUGAACAGUUGCCCCUCGGAAGGAAAUUUUGGAGAUGACCUCCUAGAAGUACCAGUUUUAAAAUCAGAUGUCAAAGAAUGUAUUGAGUACAAACAUGAUGCAAUAUGGUCUAAAGCAGCUGCACUUAUAAAUAAUAUUUUGAGUGCAGCAAGUAAAUUGAAUUCAUUUCUUCAGAAAUGUAAAGGAAAUGUACCAAGUGUCGAAUACGAUCUGGUAUCCACAGAAUUUGUUCCAAUUUCUGAUUUAAAUAGUAUAGAAAAUGAUUUGAUUAACAUGUACAAAAAUAUAGAAAACUUGAAACUAAUAUUUGGAAACAUCGCUGUAAAUGAAAGUCUGAAUUGGUUGAUGAAGCUGAUUGCUACAGUAGGAGAGCAAUUUGAGAUGCAAAAAUCAGACACGUUAAGUGUUAACACCGACGAAUUUAAAAAACAAAUCCCAAAGUUUUGUGAAAAACUUUUAUUGAUAGUGCAAAAUCUUUACAAGAAGUAUGUCAUUGAAAAUAAAAAAACUGAGAUGAAAGAGAAAGAAAAUAAUGAAGAUUUAGAAGAUGAUAAACUUCAAGAAGAGCAUCUGAAAACUCUUAUCGUGGAAAAUUUAUUCAACGACAUUGCAACUUUAAAAAUGAAAGACAUAUUAAAAUCAGUUCACGACAUUUCAAGUCAUCUGUUAAAAACGCCACUAAAGUAUGCAAACGAAUUAAAACCCCUGGUAUAUCAAUGCCUACCACUCUUGGAUCAAACAAUUCAUCUCUAUCAGUAUUUUAUAACCCAACAGGUUUCGGCAUACAGACUCACCUGUAAAAUGAACUCAAUCUUAUUAAAUAUUUUUAUAGAUUUGGUAUCAAAAGGAUUUUGUGUUCCUCCUGAAUUUUCGGAUGAAAUGGAUGGUGAAGGUGUUAGUAAACCGUCCGAUGGACUUGGACUAGGUGAAGGUGAAGGUGAAAGAGACGUCUCUGAUAAAAUAGAAUCUGAAGAUCAGUUAGAUGAUGCGCAACCAGCAGGUCAGGAGAAAAAGAAUGAUGAGGAUCCGGAUUGUAAAGAAUCAGAGAAAGGAAUUGAAAUGAGUGAGGAUUUCGACAGUAAAUUGCAAGAUAAAGAAAAGAAAGAGGACGAUGAUGAUGAUGAAAGCAACUCUGGCGAUUCGGAUGCCAAUGAGCAAAUGGGUGAGACAGAAAAAGGUGCUGAACAAUUAGAUCAGGAAAUUUGGGGAUCGGAUAACGAAGAGGACAAAAACGAAGAUGAAGCAUCUGAGAAAAAGGAGGAGAAAGGUGAAAAAGGAGAAGAGCUAGGAGAGGAUCAAUUAGGUGCCAAAGAAGACAACCCCUCUAAAACCGAUUCAGAUGAAAAUAAUGAUAAAAAUAAUAAAGAAGAAAGGGAAAGUACCAAAAAAGAUAUAAAUGAAAUGGAAGAACCAGAAUAUGAUGACGAUCAAAUUGAUCCCCAUCAUGGGAAACAGCCAGAAUUACCAGAACCAGAGCCAAUGGAUCUACCAGACGAUUUGCAAUUGGACGAAGGACAAGACAAUGAUAAUGAGAACAAUAAUCCGGAAGAAAAUCCAUUUGAUAUUGAUACUAUGAAAGAGGAAAAUCUAUCAAAAGAAGAAAAUGUUAAUGAGGACAAGGGAGAUGAGGAGAAUGAAGAAAAACAUGAUGAAGAAGACGAGUUCAGUAGUGAUGAUGAAGAAAUUACAAAGAAAGAAGAUUUAAAUCAAGAUGAUGCUAAUUCAGAAAAAGGUAAAGAUAACGAAACCAAAGAAACUCAUAAAAAUGAUGAAGACUCUGAAUCUGAUCAAGAAGCAGAAGAUAAAGAUAAUUCAGCUUUAGAUCAAUCUCAAAGUAAUCAGGAAAACAUUGAGGCUAUGGAAGCUACCGGUGCUGACAAUGUAGAAGCAUCUCAGUCAGAUAAUCAAAAGUCAAAUCAACCUAUAGAUGAACUUUGUCAGGAGGAUGCACCUGAUAACGAAGGCAUGGGUCAGUCUCAAAUGGAAGAAAGUGCAACCGGCCAUUCAGCACAAACUACGCUACCACAAGAAGUGAAAACUGGUAAAAGGGAAUUAGAAGAAGAGGAAAUGAGAAAACAAAAACCAGGAGAAUCAGAUUCGCAAAGAAGUUUAGGUGAUGUUAAUGAACCAGUUCGUAAAAAACUGAAAUCAGUAGAUUCGAGGAAGGAGGAACCAAAUAUUGAUCAGGAUCAAGAAAACAAUGAUGAUGAAGCAGCUGAAAUGUAUCAACAUAUAAAAGAUGCGAGUAAAGAAUCAGCAACUCAGAUUUUAGAUGUAGCCACUAAAGAACAAGCGGAAGAUCAGAAAAAAGAAACUGUAAAUAAAGAAGACGAAAUAACAGAUGAGCCAAUGGAGUCCUCUCAAAAUCUACCUUCUGAAGAAGAGCAAGAAGAUAUCGAUGUGGCUGAAGUUCCUACCGAAAUGUCAGAAAAAACUGAGAAGAGUAAAAGUAAUAAAGGUUCUCAAAAACAACAUCCUGAGGGUGACAUUUUAGAGGAGACGCAAAAUAUAGAUGUAGAAGGAGAUAUAGUACGAACAACAACAGUUCCACGAAAUACGGAGUCAACUCACCACACACAGUACAGUAACAUUUUUGAGACCUCAGCAACUAGACUUUCACCGGAAGAAAUAAACAAUUUGAGGUCGGAAGUAGAAAAACAGUUUAUGGCAUGGAACGAACCACCACCCAGUGCAGAAGCUGAAAAGACAUGGCAAAAAAUUACCUCGGUAACCGCCUCAUUGGCACAAGAUCUAUCGGAGCAAUUGAGACUUGUUUUAGAACCCACUCAGGCAAGUCGAUUGAAAGGAGAUUUCAGGACUGGACGGAGAAUUAAUAUGAGGAAAGUUAUACCGUACAUCGCGUCACAAUUCCGAAAAGACAAAAUUUGGUUGCGCAGAACGAAACCAUCCAAACGAGAGUAUCAGAUCGUGCUGGCCAUAGAUGACUCAUCAAGUAUGGCCGACAAUCAUUCGAAAGAGUUAGCGUUUGAGAGCGUGUCGCUUAUUUCAAAAGCUCUAACUUUACUGGAGAGUGGACAGUUAUCCGUCAUAAGCUUUGGAGAAACAGUGGAAGUAUUACAUAAGUUGACGGAUCAGUUUACUGAUAAAAGUGGAGUUAAGCUGUUGCAGAAGUUUAGAUUCGACCAGGGUAAGACCUAUGUGGCCAAACUAGUUGAUUUUGCUACAGAAAUAUUCAACCAGUCGCAAGUUCAUUCAUCCGCUCUUAAUGCCAAAUUGUUAGUUAUCGUUAGUGACGGCAGAGGAGUGUUUUCGGAAGGGGAAACUUAUGUCACGCAAGCCAUAAGAAGGGCGAAACUGUGUGGCAUAUUUAUGGUAUUCGUAAUUAUCGAUAAUCCCGAAAAUAAAAGUUCUGUCUUGGAUAUAAGAAUGCCCGUGUUUAGAGAUGGGAAAUUGUUAGGGAUUGAAAAUUAUAUGGAUACUUUCCCGUUUUCUUUUUAUAUCAUCUUAAGAGAUAUCAAUUCUUUACCUAAUGUAUUAAGUGAUGCUUUGCGACAGUGGUUCGAAAUUGUGUCAAAUUUGGAUAAGCAGUAGUUUUUGUGACUGUUAGACUUCCACUACAAUAAUUUAUACAGUAGUACAUGAUUUUGUAAAACUUUAUGCUGUAUAUGCAGAGUGCUUUUUUAAUAAACAGA